AUAAAAAUCAUACUAAUAACCAUUAUCUACACCACAUUAAUCAUAGGAACACUAAUCACCCUUAUCAGCUCUCACUGACUAUUAAUAUGAAUCGGCCUAGAAAUAAGCAUAUUAGCUAUUAUCCCUAUCCUAAUAAACAAAUCUAACCCUCGGUCAACACAACCUGCAACAAAAUAUUCCCUCAUGCAACCAACCGCAUCAAUAAUCCUCUUACUAUCCAUUAUCUUAACUAUAAUGUACUCAGGCCAAUGAUCUAUCUUUUACUCCAACAACACAACCAUUUCAUUAAUUUUAACCACAUCAUUAAUCAUAAAACUAGGCUUAGCCCCCUUUCACUUCUGAGUAACAGAAGUAACACAAGGAACAUCCCUACUCACAGGGAUAGUGUUACUCACAUGACAAAAAAUUGCACCCCUCUCUAUUCUACUUCAAAAUUUCCCAACAAUCAAUCAACCCUUAAUCCUCGCUUCAGCUGUCCUGUCGACACUGUUAGGAGGAUGAGGGGGUCUUAACCAAACACAAUUACGAAAAAUCUUGGCAUAUUCAUCAAUCGCCCAUAUAGGAUGAAUAAUAGCAGUCCUAUUCUACAACCCAUCAAUUUCAAUCUUAAACCUAGUAAUCUACAUUAUACUAACCAUCUCAACAUUCUCCAUCCUCCACACUAACAACAACCUAACUACACUAGCACUAUCCCACAUAUGAAGCACCUCUCCCCCAACCAUUAUUAUCAUCUUAAUAAACCUAUUAUCCCUAGGAGGUUUACCACCCCUAACUGGAUUUGCCCCUAAAUGAAUUACAAUUCAAGAAAUAGUAAAAAAUAAUAACAUCACAAUUUCCAUUAUUAUAACAAUAAUAGCCCUACUUAGCCUAUACUUCUAUAUACGACUAACAUACUCAACAACCCUAACCCUAUUCCCAUCUACCAAUAGCUCAAAAUUUAAAUGAUUCUUCCACAAUAACAAAAAAAUAAUUAUACUAGCACCCCUCAUCACUUUAUCUACCAUACUCCUCCCCAUAACACCCCUACUAACAACCCUAAGCU
This is a messenger RNA of Octodon degus (degu), 1042 nucleotides long. The record is from the annotation of a RefSeq genome assembly. Lineage: Eukaryota; Metazoa; Chordata; Mammalia; Rodentia; Octodontidae.